Messenger RNA from Cornus florida, 438 nucleotides. RefSeq lists its product as uncharacterized. Lineage: Eukaryota; Viridiplantae; Streptophyta; Magnoliopsida; Cornales; Cornaceae. The coding region runs from base 1 to 438 and encodes 145 amino acids. The record is from RefSeq and is a predicted model, not a curated record. The transcript has a single exon.
AUGACGGCGAGCAAAGCUUUACAAAGUCUAAGUCUGAAGGUGAUGGUGGAAAUAGAGAAAAAUCAAUUUGUUUUUGCUGAGUCCAAGAAGGAUUUUGUUGAUGUUCUCUUCAGCUUCAUGACUAUGACUAUAGGAAACAUUCUGAGACUUGCCUGCGAACACUCACUAGAAGCGGACCUUGGUUGUUUGAACAACUUAUAUGAAAGUGUUGAGAAUCUUGACAAGGAACAUCUACAAAGCAUGAAGUGCAAGGACUUGCUGCUUCGUCCUCGAAGUGCAGCUGAAAUUUACUGCAGGAACCUGAAACUGAAUUUUGUUAAUGGUGUUACUAAUGAGUACUAUAUGUGCUCUGAAUGUCACUGUUUUUGUCCUUACUACAAUGCUCAAUGCUUGAGGAUACCAAAACGACCUGGGUUUGGAGUGAUCCACAUUGCAUAG